Pomacea canaliculata is the source of this 1963-nucleotide messenger RNA. RefSeq lists its product as uncharacterized. Gene Ontology annotation, molecular function: chitin binding. NCBI's taxonomy places the organism in Eukaryota, Metazoa, Mollusca, Gastropoda, Architaenioglossa, Ampullariidae. The coding region runs from base 247 to 960 and encodes 237 amino acids. The transcript is spliced from 6 exons. The record is from RefSeq and is a predicted model, not a curated record. Gene Ontology annotation, cellular component: extracellular region.
UUCUGGUUUAUCGUGUAUAAAACUCGGAUGGUCCUGCAGGUCCUGGGCCACAGGGGAAGACCAUUCACGAGGAAGCAGUGGUGAGCGCAAACUUGCUUCCUGUCGUAGAGAUACGGUCACCCAAACAGCGGUCCUGUCUCAAGCUCCAUCUCAACAGGCUGACAACCUGUGGCUGUACGACUGCAAGACACUGGUCAUCGUCUUCUACAGCAGUUGUGACGUGUGCGCUCAUUGGGAUCCCCCACGAUGCAGAGGAGCAAACUUUUAGUCGUCGUCCUCGUCUUCUGCACUGCGAUGAUAACAGCACUGGCUCAGGUUGAAGACAACUUUGGUGCUGACCCUGGAUGCCGUGACCCUUGGACAACAGAAUGGACACGAGACCAGCAGGACUGCGCCAAGGUUCAUUUUUGUGUCCAGGGCAAGCGAUACUGGACGAUACAGUGCAACGAUUCGCGUAUUUGGUCCAACGUGGGUCACGCAUGCGUGGAGCCGAUGUCACAGUGGGACGAUUGCAACCAAGUCAUGACGACACCAGCGAUCAAUGACGAGCGAUGCGUGAACCCUAGCGGCAUGAACCCUGACCCCGACAACUGUGCGCAGUUCCUAGCCUGCAACAACAAGACAGUGGUGGCCACCAUGAACUGCCCCGAGAACACCCUCUUCAGCACGCGAAACAACACGUGUGAACUCAGCUUCUUGGUGGCAGAGGAAUGUACCAGCAGAAAUAUUCCCAGUCACAUAGUCAUCACCACGGCCAGCCCCAUCAUCGACAAGCCGUGUGAGGGAACCAGUAACGGUGACGUGGCCGACUCCACCCACUGCGGCCGCUUCUACAAGUGCAACUACGGGCGAGUGGUUGCUCGUAUCAAGUGUCCCGCCAACUCCGCCUUCAACGCCGAGAAACGCAAGUGUGACUGGCGCUCCGCAGUGGACUGUGGCGACCGACCGGUACUUCAGUAAACAACAACACACCUCGGACCUCCACACCUCGUCCCCUGACGAACUUUCAACGUUUACUUCUUUACUGACGAAGACAUCGUGUCGCAAGAUGAUGUUCAUCUUAUAAAUGUUUUAUUUGGCUGCACAUUUCCCGAAAAAAAUGUUGGAAAUUACCAACGACAUUGAUCACAUUUAAAGCCGUUAAAACAAUUCCAUUUUGUAAUUUAUUUUCAGUUUUGAAAUUAGAACUAAAUUUAAGUUGUACCCCUGCUCGGUGAUGCUUUUCAAUGUUUCAUUUCGUAUGGUUCUCAUUUUGAACUCCUCCACCAACAUUCCAUUGUCAGCGCCACGUUGUCUUUUGCUUCAGUUGUGAGUAGACUACUUAUUACAAGUGCAGUAGACCGUAUCCUAAAAUACCAUUAAUAAGAACGGAGACAGCAGACAGUUUGUCAACAAAUCACGUGACACUCCAGUUUCUAGGUGUCGUGAGACUUGUCAUCUUGAAUUCACCUAUCAAAUGUUUGCAGUAUUUAGUGUCUACUUGAUUUGUUCUUUGUGUGUAUUUAAUGUUCAUUACAUGUUCAGUUUAUCUUUUAUUUUCUUUCACGUCGAUGUCACUCCAGGUAUUUUGAUGUUGUUUUUAAUGUUUGUAACAAACACGCGCCAUGUUGUCACUGAAUUUGGCAAAAACCUUUUCUUGGCAUGUGUUCCUGGUCUUGUGAUGCUGUGAGAGGCAUCCAGAACAAGCCAAUUCUCUCUGUAAUCUUGCUCCACUUGAGCAAAGUCACAUGGAAAAUUUGUCUUAUACUGUAGUAGUGUGUGUUCUUAAAGGUUAUCCCGAUAUCUUCUCCAUCUUGAGGAUGACUCAACAGUAAGCAUCACUGGAGAUUCAAAGAACAAUAGGGAAACCGGAUAACCCAUACUUGAAACAUUAUGCUUUUCAUAUUGUUUUGUGAAACCUUUGUGUCUCAUGCUCCACUAUUCUACUGAAACUGAAAAAUUAAAUGAAAUUUUAAGAAACUUC